Messenger RNA from Puccinia graminis f. sp. tritici CRL 75-36-700-3, 443 nucleotides. RefSeq lists its product as uncharacterized. Bases 154 to 360 code for a protein of 68 amino acids. NCBI's taxonomy places the organism in Eukaryota, Fungi, Basidiomycota, Pucciniomycetes, Pucciniales, Pucciniaceae. The record is from RefSeq and is a predicted model, not a curated record. The transcript has a single exon.
CGAGCCUCGGACCUCAGUGAGGAAAAGAAAUUUGGGAUAAGACAACUACAAAAGACAGAAUUAUGUCUCCUCUUUGACAAUUAAAACCAAGUCCUUCUUUCCGUUUGAUGCAUGGUUACCUGAAACAUGAAGUUGUAAACCUAACAAGGGGGCAUGAUUUUGGUGGCAGGUGUCUUUGAGCAACAGCUUAAGUACAUCUUCAGUAUCUCGGAUUCCAGUGAAUUUGUUGUCCAGCUUGCUGCACCCCCGGGCUAUGAAUUGAUGGAGCAACGAAAGACACACAGUGGCCAAUUGAUUGAAGAAGCUAGUGAGACAGACCGAUUGAUGUCGUACUCGUCUUCGCUUGAUGUUCACUUUUAAUUUUAUCACCUUCCUGGCUUCAGAAUUGAGUGUUGCUCUGUUAGAACGAAGCCGGUUGUGCAAGUCCGUUGCGUGGAGCCGGG